AUGCCGUCGAUUACGCCAAGAGAUCGAAAAUCAGGUGGGCCGGCCACGUUAUGCGAUAUAGUGAUGAUCGUAGGACCAGGGCGUUUACGAACUGGAUCCCUCGGGACGUCAGGCGAACACCAGGACGGCCGCCAAAGAGAUGGUCAGACUUCUUCACGAAAGCCUGAGCGAAAGGAAUCAUUGCCUCAUGUCUCUCGAGUGAGCACACGAUUCACUGGACUACUCUGGCUCGCGACAGGGACGAAUGGAGACGUUACUGGCGCCCGCUCGAGGAAAUCGACAAACAACGGGAGUGCAGGUGAUAAAUUGAUUAUAUUGGUGAUGCAAAUUCAAAUGACAAUGCCGUUUCCUGAAUGGAAAGAUGAGAACAUCGUUCACAUGUGA
Messenger RNA from Haemonchus placei, 384 nucleotides. The record is from the annotation of a GenBank genome assembly. Lineage: Eukaryota; Metazoa; Nematoda; Chromadorea; Rhabditida; Trichostrongylidae.